Molecule: messenger RNA, 1314 nt
Organism: Parastagonospora nodorum SN15
Lineage: Eukaryota; Fungi; Ascomycota; Dothideomycetes; Pleosporales; Phaeosphaeriaceae
Exons: 2
Coding region: 1-1314 (437 amino acids)
Biological process (GO): transsulfuration
Cellular component (GO): cytoplasm
Molecular function (GO): carbon-sulfur lyase activity; pyridoxal phosphate binding
Source: RefSeq, a predicted model, not a curated record
AUGUCAUACCACCCGUCGACACAGGGCAUCCAUGCCGAUGACCGGAUCAACAUCAUCACUGACGUCGCACCUCCCAUCCACACUGCAACUACCUUCCGCUACCCAAGAGACCCAGACCAAUUACAACCUGUCCCAGAGGAAGGCGAAUAUCUUGACCUGUCCACACCACUGGUAUACUCACGUAUUACCAACUCGAAUAUCAACCGCAUCGAAACUGUAUUGGCUCCAUUGAUAUUCCCAGGCGCAAAAGAGGAGGAGCUUGAGAGCUUGGGCAACAAUGUCGUUAGCUAUAGCAGUGGUUUGAGUGCGUUCCAUGCGCUGCUAGUGAACGUGGUACCGAAGGUCAUUGCGAUCAGUGGAGGGUAUCAUGGAUGUCAUGGGGUAAUUGACCUCCACAAGAAAAUGCACAAUGUCAAAACCGUCGACCUCCACGCCGACGACGCCGCCUGGGACGCAGCCGGCCUUGGAAAAGGCGACCUCGUGCACCUCGAAACACCAAUCAACCCCACAGGAGAAGCCUUCCAAAUCGCAAAGUUCGCCGAGCGAGCGCACAAGCGCGGCGCCUUACUCUCCAUCGACGCGACGUUCGGUCCACCGGGCCUCCAAGAUCCAUUCGCAUGGGGCGCAGACAUAGUAAUGCACAGUGGCACAAAAUACAUCGGCGGCCACAGCGACAUGCUCUGCGGCAUACUCGCUACCGCGCCAACUGCAGACGGCACGAAGAGAGGGAAGGUCUUGCGCGCUGAACGCAUCUUCCUAGGAAGCGUGAUGGGCAAUCUUGAAGGCUGGCUCGGAGUCCGCAGCUUGCGCACUUUCGACCUACGCGUGCAGCGCCAAUCUGCCAAUGCGGAGAAGCUCGUGUCAUGGCUGCAGACUUCUCUGGAAGAGAAUACAGAAGAAGCGAAGAUUGUCAAGAAAGUCGUAAGGAAGCUGGCGCAUGCUAGUCUGCAAAAGGACGAUUUCGCGUGGCUCAAGAAGCAAAUGCCGAAUGGUUUUGGGCCCGUGUUUGCAAUUUACACGCAUCAGACUGUGCAGGCGCGGACUUUGCCGUCAAAGUUGCGUUUGUUCCAUCAUGCAACCAGUCUUGGUGGUGUUGAGAGCUUGAUCGAGUGGAGGCGCAUGAGCGACACGAGCGUUGAUAACACAUUGCUGAGAGUCAGUGUUGGCGUGGAGAGCUGGGAAGACCUCAAGGAUGAUCUAAUCCGAGCUUUCAAGGCGCUGGUAGACGGGGAGGCGAGGAAUGGAGUGGCGAGUAGUGUACAGGUUGGACAGAAGGGCGCGAGUGUGCCGGCACAGGGAGCUGGUGCUGUUUAA